Messenger RNA from Cylicostephanus goldi, 572 nucleotides. The record is from the annotation of a GenBank genome assembly. NCBI's taxonomy places the organism in Eukaryota, Metazoa, Nematoda, Chromadorea, Rhabditida, Strongylidae.
AUGCGAAUAUUCAAAUCUCAACGCAUUGCGACCGUCCCUGAAUACCUCCAUCGUCAUCUCUUCAAUAGUGAUGUUCCGUCCACAUCAACAGCUUCGUCUUACCAAAUUGAAUUACCCACGCUGAGAUCAAGCUCUCUUCAGGAGCACUUCAGAAUUAUCGCAGAGGAACUGACUGAAAAGUACAGGGAAUUGCUAGAGGCAGCAGCGGCAUUUCCGCUGCAAGUUCCAAAGCCAGCACACUGGAGGUUUGAAACAGGAUGGACGAGAUAUUCUCAUAGUGGUGUGGUGGAAAAGGUGGAUCAUCCUUGCGAGGAUGUAUUCUUCUUCGACGUGGAGACCUGCGUGCAGGAUGGGCAGCUGGCUACUUUAGCGGUUGCUCUUUCUGAUGCAGCUUGGUAUUGCUGGUGCAGUGAUCGCCUUGUUAAUGACACACCCAUGCCAAACGCCGUUCGUCUUGAGCAUCUCAUUCCCCUUGGAGGCUCUGACCAGGCACGCAUUGUCAUUGGACACAAUGUUGGAUACGAUCGAGCAAGAGCAAGAGAACCGUACUUGCAAAAGGUAGAGUUUUGAAU